Messenger RNA from Pogona vitticeps (central bearded dragon), 2108 nucleotides. RefSeq names its product sosondowah ankyrin repeat domain family member B (gene SOWAHB). Lineage: Eukaryota; Metazoa; Chordata; Lepidosauria; Squamata; Agamidae. The record is from RefSeq and is a predicted model, not a curated record. Gene Ontology annotation, molecular function: protein binding.
AUGAGCCCUCCGGGCUCGGCGUGGGGCGGCCACCCUCCUCCCCCGGCGGUGCCCGGCGCCCCGUGGGACCCGCCGGGGCCGGUCUUCCGCAGCAUCCGCUGCCAACUCUCGCUGCAGGACCUGGAGGCCUUCCUCGAGCAGGAGAGCUCGGCCAGCGACCGGAGCAGUGCCAGCGGGGGCAGCGACUCGGAUCGGGGCGUCCUGGGCCGCCUGCUCCGGAGACCCAAGGGGCGCGGGAGGAAACCGACGGGGGGCGACUGGGCGGAGGGGCCCUUCCCGAAGCCUCCCCCCAACGGGCCGAGGGCGCCCUCGGGCAAAGAGGGCACCCAUCACCACCACCACCAGAAUGGCACUCUGCCCGAACACCACACCUUGCUCAGUUGGAUCGCUGGCAGAGCCUUUCCCUCCAGCAAACCGCGGGCCAAAGACCCCGAGAGGCAAACCAAGAAGGCGGCCAGGUGGCCUCCCCCAAAUUUGGAGGCCCCCCAGAGUCCCCGGCUGGCCCCAAGGCAAGGCCACAGGGCUGCCAGCAUCCCGGAUGUGAAGGGGUUGAGCCUGGAUGUGGAGCCCAGGUCUGCUUUGGUACCCCUGGAGGCCCGGGAGCAUGCCUGGCUGGUGAAAGUGGCCGCCGGGUCAUGGAUGCAGGCCCGGGCGCUGCUGCUUGAAGAUCCCCACCUGGCCACCCGCAAGGACUUCAUCUCUGGCUACACAGUGCUCCACUGGCUGGCCAAGCACGGGAACGCCCAGGUGUUGCUAGACUUCGUCACGGGGGCCCGAAAAGCUGGGGUGGCCCUGGAUAUGAACGUGCGGUCGGGCUGCGGCUACACCCCUUUGCACCUGGCCGCCAUGCACGGCCACCAGGUGGUGAUGAAAUUGCUGGUGGAGAAGUUUCGGUGCCACGUCCAGAUCCGGGACAGCAGCGGCAAGAAGCCUUGGCAGUACCUGAGCGGGGCCACCUCCGGGGAGGUGUGGCAGCUCUUGGGGGCCCCCCGGGGCCAAACCAUCUUUCCGGCCCGCCCUAUCGCCAAGAUCUCCUCUCCUCCGGCGAGGCGAGGCAAGAGUCCUGAGCUGGCGAGGAAAAUCAGCAGGAAAGCAUCUCUGGCCGCUUACUUGAAACCUCAACACAUAAAGUGGAAAAUGGCAAAUAAAUGCCCCCCUUUGCACGAAAGAGAGGAAUAUAGUGACUGACGUGUUGCAUCCUUUGGAACCACUGUCCACCUGAGCUUCUAAAGGGCUUUGCCAACUUAACCUGUGUCCAGACUGAAUGGCUGCAUUUGGCAGCGAGUUCAGGACAGAGAGGAUUUUAUUCAUGUGGAACCUGUUUCCGUCCCCUUUAUUUAUUUUAACAGUGGUGGAAGGAGGUGUUUGAAUUCCAGAGAGAUGCUGCUACCAGAUCCUAAGGAGAUAACUGGGGGAUUUGCUGCUAAUGGUUGAGCUGAUUUUUUUGGUGUGGGGGAGAAGAGGGGAGGGAUGUCCCAGCACCCAGAAGCUAUGCUACUGAUCCUUUGCUAUGAUAAUCUUCAAAAUGGACUUUGGAGAAUCCAUGCAUUUAUCCUUCCUGACGUUGGAAAGAGCAAAAUUGCCCUCGAUUGGAAGCUGCUAUUUGAAUGGGGGGUGGAGGAAAUAGGAGGGUUGAACAGCAGAGUACCUCAAACCCAUUUUAACCUUCCCACAAAGAAUAAGGGCUUACGUAUAAUGAAAAAUAUUUAGGUAUCAUCAGGGAAGAGAUGAUAAAUCAUGAUUUAAAACCAUACUAAUAACAACAGUAUUCAACACUCCCUUCAGGAGGUGAAGAGACCCAGGGUGUGGGAUGUUAUUCACCCUCUAUUUUGUCAGGUACCAUUAAUUAUUUGCCUUUAGGAACAUCUGUUGGAGAGGCAAGCAGACGGGGGGGGGGUUAUCUUAAUUAUGCUGAGAUUACCUUACAGCAGAGAAGUUUUAAUGUAAUUUAACAAACCAAAGUGGGUUGGCUGGGCUGAAGAUGUUAUCUUGAAUCAAAGGAGGGAAUGAAAGGAUUCCUCCUCCCUGCACAGUACAAAUGCUUAAUCUUAUUUUAUUAUAUAUAUAUUUUUUAAAGCUUUCAAAUAAAUCUUACUGCUGCUAAUGUA